Molecule: messenger RNA, 1854 nt
Organism: Cylindrotheca closterium
Lineage: Eukaryota; Bacillariophyta; Bacillariophyceae; Bacillariales; Bacillariaceae
Source: the annotation of a GenBank genome assembly
AUGAGUGCGCCUUCCACUAAUAAUAACAUCAACAACAACAGCAGCAUCGGCAAUGGUAAAUCCUUUCAACGAUCGGUCUUUAUAUUCGUCCUGGGGUGCUUCUUUGGAAUGCAAGUCCUAAAUUUUCAAGUCUCUCAUGACGGAUCCUUGGCGGUUCAGCACGAGUCUCAUUUUUCACAUUCUGAUAACCAUCACGACGCUCCUGCCUUGAAAACGAUAGGUGCAGAAAACAGCGAUGAUGCAUCCGCUACUGCUACCACUAGUGGUACUACUAAUACUAUUACUGGUAGUAUUCCAAAAGAUGAACUCAAGUCAUUAAUACGAUCAGAAUUGUUGGAAUUACUCCAAGAAACCAAAGCGGAACUCGUUUCCUCUACGAAUACUGCUGCAACACAAACAAUGGUUCGUAGAAGACAAGAAAUAACGACCAAUGAUAACAAUGUGGACGAAGCCAAGGAUGAUGAUGAUGCCGUAGAAACGGCCCCAAAAGCAAAUCCCGAGACUGCCCCCAAGGCGGCACCAGCAGAACCUGUACCGCCAGCACCGGCAACCGAUGACGAUUCUCCUGAUACCACAACCACCAUUGCCGCCACUGCCACCACCGCCACAUCGACGGUCAUAAAUCAUGGUACCAUUCCCAAAAUUCCAGAACCACUGGUCCAGCCCUUUACCUACACGGAAGAAGAUCGCGCCCGCAACCUUCAAUGGAAACAACUGGGUCGAGAUUGGCGAUUGGACGAUCCCGAAGAGAAAAAGGUUUGGGAUCAACUAGCGGCCGAACAACGCACCAAAUGGAGUGACGCCAAUGGUGCUCCACCUCAAACUUACGACAAGGUAGCCUUGGUCAGCAAGGUCCAUUCGUCGUCUCCCUUUAUUGGGAGCGUCGUUCAAAACAUGUGUCUGAUGAAAGCCGCCUACAAUUACGAUCGCAACUAUCCGUGGAUCAUUUUCAGUACCCUGCCGUGGAAAAAGAAGGCCUUGGAACGGGCCAAACGAUGGGCAUACCCUGCCAACUUUACCGUGGUGAUUGACUCGGAACCACUGGCGGAUGUUUUGGACAAAAUGCCCAAAGAAGAACGAGAACAAUUGGAAAGUCGUUGCGAAUGUUGUCACAAGACCAAUUGUUGCAAGGAUUCGUCCAAAUUGCAUUGGGAUUGGUGGUGUCACGAACAUGGUGCCGGUCAUGCCACCUUGUCCUAUCUCUGGCAGGCAGAAUUCCGAGCGACCCACUUGUGGAACCACCCUGCCUUGAAGGACUACAAACACAUGAUUUGGAUUGACAAUGAUGCCCUGCCCACCAAGCCAUGGCCAAGAGAUCCUUUGACGACCAUGGUGGACAAUGAUUUGGUGGUCAUGUACGAUAACUUUCCACAAGGAAGUUGUGGGAAUUCCAUGUUGAUUGAAAAGAUGAAAAUGGCCUAUGACAAUCGUGCCGUGUGCAAACUCGAGCUGACGGCCGACGGUCAUUUCAAUAGCAUUCCCUGCAAGGAGGACCAAAACAAGCUGACUAGAUUUGGACUGAUUCAUGGAAUGUUCCACAUUACCGAUUUAGAUGUCUACCGAGAUCCUGUCAAUCUGGAAAUGAAUCGAUUGCUGACCCAACACAAGGGAUACAAGUUCAGUCGGCAAUGGGACGAUCAAAUUGCGGUCACGGUUGUUCCCGCCAUGGUGGCACCCGAACGAGCUUGGGAUAUGAGACGGAAUGGAUUCAACAUGUCCAUGGCACACAAUGGAAACUUGGAUGGCAAAGAAAAGAACUCGAGAUGGUCUUAUACAAUAUGGUGGAAGUAUUUCAAUCAUACUUGGCCACUUGCUAGUCGCAUGUGCAGCGAUGUAAUGACUUUUGCUGGAUGA